Bolinopsis microptera is the source of this 2277-nucleotide messenger RNA. Its product is annotated as zinc finger protein 69 homolog. Gene Ontology annotation, cellular component: nucleus. Gene Ontology annotation, biological process: regulation of transcription by RNA polymerase II. Bases 35 to 2089 code for a protein of 684 amino acids. NCBI's taxonomy places the organism in Eukaryota, Metazoa, Ctenophora, Tentaculata, Lobata, Bolinopsidae. The record is from RefSeq and is a predicted model, not a curated record. The transcript is spliced from 8 exons. Gene Ontology annotation, molecular function: RNA polymerase II transcription regulatory region sequence-specific DNA binding; DNA-binding transcription factor activity, RNA polymerase II-specific.
ACUAAUUACUAACUUACUAACUUAAUUACUAGCAAUGGUAUCGACUCAGACAUCUCUGACAUGUGCUAGAAGCGACAACCUUCUCCCCCAGUCUCUACUCUUCAACAUCAUUACCUCCAAACUAGCUGAGGCUUUCGAGAUCACUAAUCUUCACGCUAAACUCUGUGAUUACACAGAUAACUUGAGGUCUAUCAAGAAGGAGCCGAAUCAGCCGACCUACCAGUUCACCUGUAACUAUCCAGACAGACCUCACUUGGACCUGGUAAUCCCCACUAGCUGUGAUCACAGCCCCAUCGACAGGGGAUGUUUUUCUCCUAACACCUUCCUGCCAAGAAAGCGCCAGCGCUUGCACUCAACUCUAUCACCAGCCAGCGCUAUCCAAGAAACUAUCGGACUAUCAGCACCAGCCUCAUUCACCUGUCCUAACUGCAAAUCAACCUACAAAAGUUUAGGAGGUCUGAACUACCAUGUACAGAGGUGUCAGAAUAUGGUAUACAACAAGCCUCUCACUACAGCCUGUAAACAACUCUCAUUCGAGCCGGAUAACCCUACAUUCGCGGGGGACGAGCCUGUUGGAACAGACACAACUCAUAGUGACCUUAUAAGUAAUCACUCCAAACUCAAGUCAACUGUUAUAGAUUCUCAGAGUGGAAUCACAUUUAUAACUGAAAGAGAACAAGAAACUGAAGAUUGUACAGAUGAGGUUAUGGUCGCGUAUCUGGUGGGAAAUUGUGAUACUUUAGUGCAGGAUAAACAGCUCAACUCCACAGAAGCUGAGGAGAUGGGAUCUGAUGAAGUGGGAUCUGAUGAUUCGUCAGACAAUGCGACUAGAAAUGAUGAUUCGUCAGACAAUGCGACUAGAAAUGAUGAUUCGUCAGACAAUGCGACCAGAAAGUCAACAAGGAUAAAAUCAAGGACACAGCGGCAGAUAAGAAGCAAGGUGCUUCUAGACAGGAUAAAGCAGGCUAAAAGACAGACUGCUACUAGAAAUCAUAAGAAAGAUAAAAAUGCGCGUGGCAGGCCAAGGAACUCCUCGACUUCCAAAACAACAAAAAAUUUGGUUGAAAACAAACUUUCAAAAGAGAGUCCCAAGCUAACCUUAAAGAAACGUUUAAACGAGAUAAAGAGUAAAGAUUUACCAAGUCAGGGAGCCUCAAAACGUUCUGUUAUUAACAAGCCGAAUAAGAGGUUAAAUGUCAAAGUUGAAGUACCCUCGAAAGAAAAGAUUGCUUCUAAUGACAAGCCUCCUGAAAUAAAACCUAGUGUACCCUGCAAAUAUUGUCUCUGCGUGUUUCAGUCGAAGUGGAACACUAAGAGACACGAGUAUACGGUACACGGUGUCGGCACCCCACUAACUAGCGACGAUCUGGCAUCCCGCCAGACCGGGUCGGAAUGCCAGGAAUGCAGUACUGGGAGUGUUACCAUGGUAACUGAGAGCACUGUCUCUUCUGCUAACAUACCAGAUGACGAGACUACGUGGGUAUGCGGAAUAUGUGGUAAGAACCUCCUCCACAGGGACCAGUUAGUGGAACACAGGAAGAUACAUGAGAAACUGCAGCCUCCCAUACCUCAGGGACAAGGGAUGUUUGUGUGUCAGGUGUGUUUUAAGAAGUAUGAAAGUGGAAUAUCUCUAAUGAACCAUGUUAACAGACAGCACAACCCAUCCCUUACUUGUUCUCUUUGUUACAAGAUAUUCUCCUCCCAAAUAGCGCUGAGCUCUCACAGCUGUAGCUCUGAUAUCCAGAUAUCGUGUAGACAUUGUCCCAAGACCUUCAAAAGUCACUCCGACCAUAUAAAGCACGUACGGAAUGUACACGCCUCCCUCACACAUUCCUUAAACCAGAGCGCUUGUAAACUGUGCGACUACACUUUCUCUUCGGCUCUUAAGUACCGGGUUCACCAGACAAUCUCCCAUCCGACCCACGACAUGCUGUGUCAACUAUGUAACACGACUCUACUAUCACGUGACCAGCUUAUAGAGCACGUGCACAAACACCACGCCACCCUUCCUUUCCUCUGCACUGUCUGUGAGAAAGGGUUCAGUAACCAGGACAGUAUGACCAAACACAGGAGCGAACAUUUUAAGUGAUCACGUGUUUAUGUUUUGUUGUUUGGACGAUUUAUUGCAAAAUCCUGAGAUUUUUGUUUUAUUAUGUCAUCCGACAAAUGUGAUAGCCGAUAAAUUAUACGUAUUUGUUUUAAAUAAAUCAUUAACUAUAUUAUUUCAAAUAUUAUGAUGUUUUGGUUAGUUUUUGUUUACAUGCAUUCUAAGACCGG